Messenger RNA from Scophthalmus maximus (turbot), 1652 nucleotides. RefSeq names its product somatomedin-B and thrombospondin type-1 domain-containing protein. The transcript has 5 exons. The record is from RefSeq and is a predicted model, not a curated record. The coding region runs from base 263 to 1054 and encodes 263 amino acids. Lineage: Eukaryota; Metazoa; Chordata; Actinopteri; Pleuronectiformes; Scophthalmidae.
GCGGUGUCCAACAGAAGGACAGAGGAGAGCUGGUGCGCACAUAAGCUCCGUUUUUACGCACCAGUUGGUCGCGUUAGGUUUCAAUGCGGCAGUCGCCUCGUUUCCUCCGUGUCAAUAGGACCAUGUUGCACUUGGAUUUGAAAUAGAAAAAAAUACCGUCUGUGUCUUGAUAGCACCAUCCAAAGUGAAGCAUACACCAGCGUGUGGUGUGUGUGUGUGUGUGUGUGUGCGUCAGAGUCGACCCCAGAAAAAGUUUUCCGUCAUGGGAGCGCGUGGAUGGAGCUCGGCGCGUCUUGGGUUCGUCGUCUGUGGAUAUUUGGCGCUUUUCUGCGCGGAGAUGGUUUCACGGGCCGAGGCGGGCUGCGGGCAGAGGGAGAGCCCGAACUGCUGCACCGGCCGGAAUAACGAAUGUUUCGAGUACAGCAAGAGGAAAACGGUGUGCUACUGUGACACCUACUGUCAGAAAACCGGAGACUGCUGCGAGGACUACCAGCGCGUGUGCCAAAUAUCCGCAGCCAUUGACUGUGUGGUGGGCUCAUGGGGUCCCUGGUCGUCAUGCACAUCUCCAUGUGGAGUUGGCAGCACAGAAAGGAGUCGCCAGGUUUCUGUUCCCCCCCGGAACGGAGGCACACCCUGUCCAGACCUCAAACAGCGCCGAGGAUGCUUUGGAAACAACGCCAUAUGCAGCUCUGCGAAAGAGGUGGCGAAGAUCCUGCCCGAUUCUUUCAAGAGGAACUUCAAAGACCCCUGGAGACGACCACACAUGCUGAUGAAGGAGGAGAAGGCCAGCUAUUGCGUGAACCUGCGGGUGAAACAGGCCAGUGCAGCGUGUAAACUCAAACUGUGGAGUGCUCAGCUGGUGCGAGAGAGGCUGCUCUGUGCGGAGUGUCAGAGCGAUGCCAUGUCAAAGUCAGACCGCUGCGGAGGCGACGGCCUAGAGAGCACCAGAACCUUCUGGGCUGCAGCGUCAGUCCCCGGGUGUCAUGGUUCCUGGGUACGGGAGUCGUCCUCUGAGGGCUGCCGCUGUCCUCCCUACUCCGUGCUCUUCGUGUGAGGGGCACAAGAUUUCCCUCAGCGCCCUCCUGCUCGCUGUGGGGAGCCCUGCCCGCCAGGCCACACCCCUCCCAUCCAGAUGAAUGGAUGGGUCACUCAAGGAGAUCAACAGCAUCCUGCCACUAUUUUUUUUCGUCUUUUCACCUCAUACUCUUGUACUGUAUGAACGAUUACCGAGCACACAGAAACUCUUGCAUUUCACUUUCGGAUUUUACAGCCACAUUGUGUACUCAUUCUCCUUUGAAGCACAGCAACAAUCUAUAUACCUUCUGACCUCUGAAUCUUUGCUAUCUACCUCCAUCAAUGCAAGUGCAUUUGUCAAUGCGCAAUGUAUAAAUAUAUAAAUAUAUGAUUUGUGCUUUAUACAUUUUCUACUUUUGAUUGCUUGUGUGUAAUGUAUACGUGUCUACAUAGCUACACUUGUUGUAUCCCACAGUUUGAAACACCAAACAGCAGCUGCUGCACCCAGUUUGAGCCCCGAUUCACAGGGUCCUAGAUCCCCUGCUGGCUACAUGCUGAAAACUGGUUCAUCCAAAUUGUUCAUCCAGUGCUAGAAUCCUUAAGUCUAUAUAUAUAUAUAUAUAUAUAUAUAUAUAUAU